CGUUUCGAUCGGAUCGCUUUGCCUGCCGUAAAUCUCGUGCCAAUUAUACGUUCCAUUCAAGCAUGAAGCUAAUAUGUGUUUGUCUGCUGGUAUUCAGCUUUGGUCUGCUCGUGGCCGACGGUUCCGACGUGUGCCGGUACGGUGAACGUUGGCGAUGCUUUAGUUCCGAGUGUGAGAAAACUUGUAGCACGCUGAACACUAACACGGAGUGUACGGCAACGUGCACCAACGGGUGCUACUGUGCCGCCGGGUUUGUGCGUACUGCCUUCGGUAGCUGUUCGCCCCGGUAUGUCUGUCGGUAUAAAAGUUCCUUCCGCUUUUAAAACUGUAAUCGUGCAUUUAGACUAGCAGAGUAAUGGAAUAAAUGCAAUCUGUACAACAUUC
This is a messenger RNA of Anopheles stephensi (Asian malaria mosquito), 384 nucleotides long. RefSeq names its product chymotrypsin-elastase inhibitor ixodidin-like. The record is from RefSeq and is a predicted model, not a curated record. Lineage: Eukaryota; Metazoa; Arthropoda; Insecta; Diptera; Culicidae. The transcript has 2 exons. Bases 63 to 323 code for a protein of 86 amino acids.